GGGGUCAAGGGUCGCGGCGGUGGCGGCUAUUUUCAGGUGCACAACAAUUUAAAAGGAGGAACAUCAUGGGGAUUGCACGAAAGAUCUACCGUUUUGAUCAAUUUAGGUAGCCAAGUCAAAAGAAAUCACCCUCUUUCUUGGGCCUUCGUGAAGGAUAUAUGAACCCAAUCUUCCCAAACGCCGAUCCAAUUCCUUGAAUUAAGAAACCAAUACAAACAUGCAGCCCGUGCAGAGGAAACUAAUUCUCACUGCUUGCGGUUCUCAUCUUCCCUCUCUGCUUCGAUCCAAAUGAAGCGGCGAACACAGGAAGCAAGCACUUUGUGCUGGUCCACGGAGCAUGUCACGGCGCAUGGUGCUGUUACAAGGUGGCGACCUUACUGAGAUCAUCCGGUCACAACGUCACUACGAUCGAUUUGGCCGCCUCAGGCAUCGACCCGAUUCAGGCUAGCUCGCUUCAAUCGAUUUCUGACUACUUCAAGCCCCUAAGAGAUGUCAUGGAAAGUCUAUCUCUGCAUGAGCGAGUGAUCCUUGUAGGCCACAGCUUUGGUGGAAUGGCUCUUUCUCAUGUCAUGGAGAGAUACCCAAAGAAGAUUGUGGUUGCUGUGUUUGUCACUGCCUUGAUGCCUGGUCCGAAACUUAAUGCCACUACGGUCAACACUGAGACAAUCAGAAGAGCAGGUUCUCUAGGAGACAGCCGCUAUAUCUAUGACAAUGGGCCCAACAACCCUCCGACCGCCGUCACACUCGGCCCAAUGCUCUUGGCCUCGAGGACCUAUCAACGCAGCCCGAUUCAGGAUUGGACGUUGGCCAACACACUGGUGAGACCGCAUCGCCUGUUCAGCGACGAGGACUUGACGAGGGAAAUAACAUUGUCUGAGCGAAAUUACGGGUCUGUCCGAAGAGUUGCUGUCAUAUCCGAGGACGACAAGCUGGUCAACAAGGACUUCAUACUGUGGAUGAUCGAGAGGAACCCACCGGACCAAGUGCUGGAGGUGAAAGGGUCAGAUCAUAUGGUCAUGAUGUCCAAGCCCAUGCAACUGUUCGCCCUCCUUCAGCACAUUGCCAAUACUACCCAUUACUAAUAUGUUUCGGGGCCUGUGGCCUCCGAUAUAUUCUUGAAUUUGGAUUGCUUUUGCUGGAGGGAGAAUUCGUUAGGACGUUUCACUGUUGCGACAACUUGGGAGACCUUCAGGCGGAAGAGGACUCGGGUUCUUUGGCAUGCAUUCGUCUGGAACAACGAAAUUACACCACGGUAUCAAGUAAACCUUUGGCUUAUGGCCAAGCGCAAGCUUCCCACCUAGGCGUUGUUAUUGUCUCAUGGCAGAAUAGAUAGUGGCGCCUGUGCCUUCUGCAAUGAUGUGCCGAAUUCUAUUGACCA
Eucalyptus grandis is the source of this 1378-nucleotide messenger RNA. Its product is annotated as probable esterase PIR7A. The transcript has 4 exons. Gene Ontology annotation, molecular function: methyl indole-3-acetate esterase activity; methyl salicylate esterase activity; methyl jasmonate esterase activity. NCBI's taxonomy places the organism in Eukaryota, Viridiplantae, Streptophyta, Magnoliopsida, Myrtales, Myrtaceae. Bases 495 to 1082 code for a protein of 195 amino acids. The record is from RefSeq and is a predicted model, not a curated record. Gene Ontology annotation, biological process: salicylic acid metabolic process; jasmonic acid metabolic process.